GGUCGGGGACAGGCGCGAGGAGGGCGGAGCGCCGCGCGGAGCGGAGGGGCGGGGUCACGAACUCUGACCUCCCGGAGCCGGAGCCGCCACCGACAAAUAACCCCCCAGGAGAGGCCGCCGGGAGCUGGGCCCGCCAGGAGUCUUCACAGAGUGAUUAUGCAUACGAGGUGUGAAGUGUAAUCUAGGUACCAUAGGUAAGGCCUAAAGCACCGAUCCUGUAAAUGCUGACACAUGUGCAUAAAUUUAUGUACAGCAAGUAGUCCUGUUGAUUACAGUGGUACUUUUGACACUGAGUAAAGUUAAACACAUGAAAUUCUGGUGAUUAAAGAUCAUGGCAACCAUAGAGGAACUGGCCCAUCAAAUUAUUGAACAACAAAUGGGAGAGAUUGCGCAUUCCCAAGGAACUGUUACUCAAACACUAAUGGAUGGGACAGCACAAAGAAUACAAAUUGUCCCAGCGGAUUCAGGUCUCUCUUUACCACAACGCAUACAAAUUGUCACAGACCAGCAGACGGGCCAGAAGAUUCAGAUUGUUACUGCACUUGAUCAGAGCACAGCAGGCAAGCAGUUCAUCUUAACAAAUCAUGAUGGCUCUACCCCAAGCAAGGUGAUCCUUGCCAGACAAGAUUCCACUCCAGGAAAGGUUUUCCUAACAACUCCAGAUGCUGCAGGUGUCAACCAACUGUUUUUUGCAUCCCCCGAUUUAUCUGCACAACACAUCCAGAUUUUAACAGACAACACUUCCACUGAACAAACCCUAAAUAAAGUAUUUGAUCUCUGUGUCGUAUGUGGAGACAAAGCAUCAGGACGUCAUUAUGGAGCAGUAACAUGUGAGGGAUGCAAGGGAUUCUUUAAAAGAAGCAUACGAAAGAAUUUAGUUUAUUCAUGCCGAGGGGCAAAAGACUGUGUCAUUAACAAACAUCAUCGAAACCGAUGUCAGUACUGUAGGCUGCAGAGAUGCAUCGCGUUUGGAAUGAAACAGGACUCUGUUCAGUGCGAGAGGAAACCAAUUGAAGUAUCACGAGAAAAAUCUUCAAACUGUGCGGCUUCUACAGAAAAGAUCUACAUCCGAAAAGAUCUGCGCAGCCCACUUGCUGCAACUCCAACUUUUGUAACUGACAAUGAAACAGCAAGAUCAACAGGACUGCUAGAGUCAGGAAUGUUUGUAAAUAUUCAUCAGUCCGGAAUAAAAAGUGAGCCUACAGUGCUUAUGACACAAGAUAAGGUUGAGGCCUGUCAGGGAGAUUUAAGCACACUGGCAAAUGUGGUAACAUCAUUAGCAAAUCUCAGUAAGUCCAAAGACAUGUCUCAAAGUAGUGCUGAGCUGUCUAUGAUUGAAAGUUUAAGCAACGGAGAUACAUCAUUGUCUGAACUUCAUCAAGAAGAGCAAGCAAGUAGUGAUGUUACCAGGGCAUUUGAUACUCUUGCGAAAGCACUAAACCCAGGAGAGAGUGCAGCAUGUCAGAGCUCUUCAGAGACUGUUGAAGCCAAUGUACAUCUGAUUGGUGGAGAAACAAGCAUGAAUAUCGUUGAAAUAGAGGGUCCGCUUCUCAGCGAUGCACAUGUAGCUUUCAGGCUCACCAUGCCUUCUCCGAUGCCUGAAUACCUGAAUGUUCAUUACAUCUGUGAGUCAGCCUCCAGACUACUCUUUUUGUCCAUGCACUGGGCACGCUCCAUUCCUUCCUUCCAAGCUCUAGGGCAAGAUAACAGCAUAUCAUUAGUAAAAGCCUGCUGGAAUGAACUUUUUACACUUGGUCUUGCACAGUGUUCACAAGUGAUGAAUGUGGCAACUAUAUUAACUGCAUUUGUUAAUCACCUGCAUGGUAGCUUACAGCAAGAUAAGCUGUCUACAGAUAGAGGAAAACUAGUGAUGGAGCAUAUCUUCAAACUGCAAGAGUUCUGUAACAGUAUGGUUAAGCUUUGCCUAGAUGGGUAUGAAUAUGCUUAUCUGAAAGCAAUCGUCCUCUUCAGUCCUGAUCACCCAGGUCUAGAAAAUGUGAUACAGAUUGAAAAGUUUCAAGAAAAGGCUUACAUGGAGUUCCAAGAUUAUGUAACAAAAGCAUAUCCAGAUGAUACCUACAGGCUAUCUAGGCUUCUUCUCCGAUUGCCUGCCCUCAGACUGAUGAGUGCCACCAUCACAGAAGAGUUGUUCUUUGCAGGACUGAUUGGAAAUGUUCAGAUUGACAGCAUCAUCCCAUAUAUCCUAAGAAUGGAGACAGCGGACUACAACUCUCAAAUUAUUGGUCAUUCUGUAUAAAGGUGGAAAACAAGGAUUCUAUGCCGUGGUGACAUAAAUGUACAUCACCAUGGCAGUCAUGGCAUACUGUCUCCAAGAGAUGGCAAGAAGCCUUCCCCGGCAACUUUUAAAAAUUUAAAGAAGGCUAAAAUUCCUCCUUUCCAGUACAUUUGUGAAAUGCUGCAGAGUGUCUUGAGGGAUACAGGAUGACUUCCUUUUUUCAUCUGGUUUUCAAGGACUUGUAAAUUAUCUGGCAUUUAAUGAAAAUCAAAAAUUAUCCACUGUAUUUUUGUAGAUAGAUGAACCUGGAAUUUUGUUUAUGAAGUCCAAAACGAAUAGGAAAAUCCAGCCUGGUGAAGAAGAGUGUUGACUGAAUUAAGGUGUCACUACUUAAUUUUAGAAAAAAAUAAAUUAACCUUCUUCUCUGAGUUGUGUUUUCAGUGUUUUGCUAUAAUUCAUUCUCACUGAUACAAUGGAACAUGAUGGUCAGAAAUUGUAAAAAGGUAAAAAUAUUUCAAUUGAAGUGAGACCUUUGUAAUCAACUUCAUUUUUCUUUCUGCUACUUUGAAAAGAGCUGAAGUUCUUGUUUUAUGAAGCAGUUGGUACCAUGAAAAGGGCAGGGAAAUAAUAGAAAGCACGCAGAUUUUUUUUAAUAUUCUGUUGAUACCUCGAUGCAGCAGAUCAUAGUCCUCCUCCAUUAUUGGCAAUAAGAUUGAUGCUAUUCUGGAUGUCAAGAGUUUAAUAUGUUCUAGUGUUGUGUAUUGGCAGAUACUAGCUAUUUGUAUUAUACAGUGGGAAACUGACUAAGAAUAAACUAUUUUGGAAAAUAGUUUAUUACUAUAUCAGAUUUCUGUUGUAUUUUUCUAACUAAAUAAGUUUGUAGUACUGAUUGAGCCUAGAGUACAUGUUGUUCUGUGCCUGGUGGGCCAUCAUUCUUUUAUUUAUCAUGACCUGAGGCCCUAUAAUGCAGGUUCUUCUGUUCUCUUCACCACAUUCUCUCCCUUCCCCAAGGUUUGAAUAAAUCUUUUCACUUCUUGUAAUAUAAAUUCAUGCUUCUGAUCAGGAGCUGAGUUUUCUUAGUAGGGGUAAUCUUAAACAAUAAAACAGAUAACUGAAUAAAGGGAUUUUUAUUUUUAUAUUCAUUUUGUUCAUUUACCAGCAUUUAUUUUAACUGUUGCAGUUAUUAUUGCACUUUGGUGUCUUAUGGGCUUUUUUAAGGAGUGAAGCUUGCUUUGAAGUUUACUGCUGCUCAGAUAAAUGUACCAGCUUUAAUGAGUUUCAGCUCAAGCCCAUAACUUUUUUGUCUAAACAGACACAUUUUUCUGAUCAACAGUGUCCACAGAUUCUCACAUCAUUGCCAUUCUGAUUGUUUUCGGUUUCAUUCUGUUGAAUAGCUUCUGCUGUCUUCAGUUAAAUUUUUCUGAGCUAUGUUGAUGUUGGAUAGAAGGCUGGCCAAUUUCUUUCCUAUUUUGUUACUGUCUGGUAACAUCAGUUGACCUACUACUGAAAAUUAAACUCUGAAAAUUACUACAUCAUGGGCAUUAAAGGUAUUUUUAAAAAUUCUCUAGCUUGACAAGUUUUUGGGGGAUGUCCCCUACAACACCUACUUUAUUUAUUUUCAGCAUUCAAUCUUCGCCAAUCUAACUAGUUUGCAUCUAGUCAAGACUUGUCAACCUAUGGUCUUUACCAGACAAUAAAGAAUGGCCUCUUUGCCAGUUGAAGGAUAAAAUUAUUUGCAACAGGUUUAUAACUUUUGAUUUAAGGAAAAAAUUGAUUUUUAGUAUAAACAGUUUGAAUGGAAAAGUGAAUAGUUUUGUACAUUUCAAUUAAAGAUGGGAGCACUGUUCUAAAUAAUGAACUGAGUAGUUCAAAAUAAUUUUUUCUUAAAAAUAUUUAUUGUACAGUGUGCUAGAUUAUGUUUCUUACUGGUAUAUUUCCUGGUACAGCUUAUAGUUACAUUUUGAAUAGUUUCAAAAGAACUUCAUUGUAAUGUCAACUGCAUUACAAACCAAUCCUGUCCUCUUAGUACAUUUGUUCUGUGUCCCCUCUCUUCAGUGUCUCUGAAAGUCAUUUGUUUGCUCAUUCCAUCCCACAUCUACAUCUUACUGGUAGUUCAGUUUUAAUAUAAGCAUCAGAAUGUCGCAGUGAUUGUCUUGCUGUUGUAUAAAAGCUACUGUAAAUGUCUUGAAACCUGACUAAAAUUGUAAAUUCUAUUUUGGCUGUAUUUUUUAAAAUAAAUUGUAACUUUUUAUUAUAGAAUAACAAUUGCAAUUACCUAUCAAUUUGUAGUAUUUUAUAUGAAUUGAUACAUAGACUGUGACAGUGUAUUCAAUUUCUUAUAGGUUGUCUGGGUACACUAUUGUUGUGCAAUGUAAUAUUGUCAAUAAGAAGACAUUGGGACAAUGCUAGUAGUUUGGUAUUUCUAACUUUGCCAUUAACACUUAGUUUCUCUAGCUGUUAGCUUAUGAGUUUGCAUACAUAAUACAUCUGAUAAUUUAUUGUAAAACUUUGACUAAGCAGUAUCCUUUGCUUUUAAAGCACUAUACAUUGAUAAUUAUAGAAAUGUGCCAUUAUGAGUUCUGGUAAUGGUUGUUCAUGUCACAAACUAUAAUUUAUAUUUCAGGAUGUUUAUUCAAUGCCAUCAGAACUAAAAGACUGGUGAAUCAAUUUUGGAUAAGAAGUAGGACAUUGCUGGAUUGGAAGAUUUUUUUGGUUUGUUUAAGAAUGUAUUACAAAUUACAGCAGCAAUUUUGAUUUUGGUCUUGGUUUUAUCUCAGUUUUAAGUAUUCAAGGAUACAAUAGUUCUUGGAGAAAUCAUUAAAACACUCAAGGUCGUCCCAUAUUUACCAUUAUGGAAUUGGCCUCUGGAUCCAUCUCUUGUUACAGAAUUUAGCUUCUCACUGGUAGCUUAAAUAUUUAAAAAAUUAAACGUCUAUUCCAUUGCAACCAAAA
Messenger RNA from Trachemys scripta elegans, 5188 nucleotides. It is a transcript of the gene NR2C1, whose product is annotated as nuclear receptor subfamily 2 group C member 1. Gene Ontology annotation, biological process: negative regulation of transcription by RNA polymerase II; anatomical structure development; cell differentiation. The transcript is spliced from 17 exons. Lineage: Eukaryota; Metazoa; Chordata; Testudines; Emydidae. The coding region runs from base 332 to 2257 and encodes 641 amino acids. Gene Ontology annotation, molecular function: RNA polymerase II cis-regulatory region sequence-specific DNA binding; zinc ion binding; nuclear receptor activity. The record is from RefSeq and is a predicted model, not a curated record.